AUGGCGGAGGUGGAGGCAAGCGGGGGCGGGGAAGGCCAGGGGACGGGGAGGGUGAUGGUGGCUCUCGACGAGAGCGAGUGCAGCCUCUACGCUCUCGAAUGGGCGCUGGAGAAUCUCCGGGAAGCCGUCGCCGCUACAGGCGGCGGGCCCCCCCUGAUCGUCUUCACGGCGCAGCCCCUCGCCAAUCUGAGCUACAUCCCCGCCGCCACCUACGGCUCCGCCCGUAUGUUCACUGCGAUGACUGCCCGUCAGUCUCUCUCUCUAUCUCUAUCUAUCGCUUCCCCCCACCGAUCGGCACGGAUGAUUUCCUUCUGGCCUCUGGGAGAUAGGUCUUGAUUUGUAAUGACCUGAAGCUGAUGAUGUUCUUCCCCAAUCUUCGUCUCGCAGCUCCGGAGCUGGUCCGGUCUCUCCAGGAACACCAGAGGAAGCUCUCGCUGGCUCUGCUGGAGCGCGCCAAGGAGGUCUGCGCCAAGCACGGGGUACGGACUCCCAACGAUUCUACGAGAGAGAGAGAGAGAGAGAGAGAGAGAGAGAGAGAUUUCUUCCUGCACCGAUAAUCUGAUGGGUUUGGAUGGUGGCGGGGCGACUGCGCAGGUGAAUGCGGAAGCAAUCAUGGCCGUGGGGGACGCCAAAGAAGCCGUCUGCGAGGCCGUCGAGAAACAUGGCGUCAAGCUCCUGGUUCUGGGCAGCCAUGGGAAAGGAACCUUCCAAAGGUCAUCGCUUCUCCCUCCCAUUUCUUCGGAGGAAUUCCGUCCCCUUGGUUCGUUCGACCAGGCUGACGACGGUACGGUGCGUGAAACAGGGCCUUCCUGGGGAGCGUCAGCAACUACUGCGUCCAUCACGCCAAGUGCGCUGUCCUCGUCGUCAAGAAAUGA
Molecule: messenger RNA, 875 nt
Organism: Spirodela intermedia
Lineage: Eukaryota; Viridiplantae; Streptophyta; Magnoliopsida; Alismatales; Araceae
Source: the annotation of a GenBank genome assembly